This is a messenger RNA of Oryzias melastigma (Indian medaka), 1572 nucleotides long. RefSeq names its product chemokine XC receptor 1-like. NCBI's taxonomy places the organism in Eukaryota, Metazoa, Chordata, Actinopteri, Beloniformes, Adrianichthyidae. Gene Ontology annotation, cellular component: membrane. The annotation marks the transcript as partial. Gene Ontology annotation, molecular function: chemokine receptor activity. Gene Ontology annotation, biological process: chemotaxis; G protein-coupled receptor signaling pathway; immune response. The record is from RefSeq and is a predicted model, not a curated record. The transcript has 2 exons.
ACACAUGUGUAUCGCCUGUGCUCCUGUUCUUGGUCGUGGACCGCGCCUCAGGCUCGUUAUGGCUGUGGACCGCGCCUCUGGCUCGCCCUGGCUGUGGACCUCGUCCUGGCCGUGGACCGCGCCUCUGGCUCGCCCUGGCUCGCCCUGGCCGUGGACCUCGUCCUGGCCGUGGACCACGCCUCUGGAUCGUCCUGGCCGAGGUCUCUGACACAACGGAUCUCCUUCUAAAUUCAUCAUUAAAUUUUUCCUACGGCAACGACUAUGAAGAUGAAAUCUGUGAAAAAGACGAUGUGGUCAAGUUUGGAUCACUUGUCACUCCUGUUUUCUUCUCUGUUGUGAUCGCACUGAGUGUCACAGGAAACAUCCUUGUCCUGGUGAUCCUGGCGUUGUAUGAAAGCCUUAAAUCAUUAACCAACAUCUUCAUCCUCAACUUGGCGAUCUCUGACCUGGUUUUCACCGUGGGUCUUCCCUUCUGGGUCUACUACCACGUCAGGGGGUGGCUGCUCCCAGAGAUUCUCUGCAAGAUUGUGAAUUUUGUUUUUUAUACUGGAUUUUACAGCAGCAUCCUGUGCCUGACCUCCAUGACCAUUUACAGGUACAUGGUCGUGGUGUGUCCGCUCACUGACCGAUGCCGACCAAAACUCAGCACUGGGAUUUUCCUCUCUUUUCUCAUGUGGACCAUCAGCAUAGCAGGAGCCAUGCCCUCCCUGCUCCAGACCUCCAUCACUGAAAUCCACCUCACAGAUGGACACUCUGCGGGCUGUGAAUACAGCUCUGAAUGGUGGAAGAACGCGUCCACCUACCAGCAAAACCUCUUCUUCGUGUUCGCCUUCGCAGUGAUGGCCUUCUGCUACAUUCAGAUCCUACAGAAAAUCAGAAGGACCAGAUCUCGCACGAAGAGCCGAGCGGUCAGGUUGGUCUUCUGCAUCGUGACGGUGUUCUUCGUGGGCUGGGUGCCCUACAACGUGGUCAUCUUUUUGAGGGUUUUGGUUCCUACACUGCCCAAAAUAUCAGAAGAUUGUGACCAAAGCAAAGAGCUGGACUACGCUUUCUACGUGUGCCGGCUCGUCGCCUUCUCUCACUGCUGCCUCAACCCCGUCUUGUAUGUGUUUGUUGGGGUCAAAUUUCGGAGCCAUUUAAAGUCGAUACUGCAGAAAGGCUUCAAGAGGGAAAGUCCGGUCGAGGAACAACAAGUUAAAACCCAAAACUUCAUCUCACAAGGCUCCAUGUACUGAACGGGAACUCCUUCUGUCGUCUCUUCCUGACUUCUCUGACAGUAAACUCUGUAUUCUCGUGUGAACAGAAACUACUUCUUAUCAAAUCCUUUUUUAACAAACUGUUUUUGAUAUUAAUGGAAGAAACUUUCUGUAUUUAUUGUAUUUAUAACAGUUUUGUAAAUGUAUUGGUAUGAAACAUUUUAAAAAAACAUUUAAAUUUGCAUUUAAAUCAAAACAAUCUGUUGAAAUUAAAGUGUAUAAAGAUAAAUUAUAUUAACUCUAGUUUCCGCUCUAAGAAAUGAAAACAUAAUUUAGUGAUUUAAAGACUGAACUUUGCUAUAGCAUUUAUUGUAAA